AUGUCCGAACGAAACGACAGUCUUGAUUACGAUGUCAUCAUCAUCGGUGCUGGUAUCUCUGGAAUUAAUUUUGCGUAUAGAUUGCAGGAGAGUCAUCCGGACUUGACCUAUUGCAUUCUUGAAGAACGGCAUGAAAUUGGUGGAACGUGGAGUUUGUUUCAGUAUCCAGGGAUACGGUCCGACUCCGAUUUAUUCACGUUUGGCUUUGCAUGGCGUCCCUGGACUCAGAAGCACUCGAUCGCGCACGGCUCGUUGAUCCGUGAGUAUCUCCAAGAGUCAGCCGAGCAGGAAGGAAUCGACCAGAAGAUCAAGUUCCGGCAUCGCGUGGAAAAGAUGGAUUGGUCUACUGGUAAAAAGGCCUGGACGGUUCAUGUUUCCACGGAUGGUGAAGCUACCGUGACUCUACGCACUCGGUUCAUCAUGAUGGCUACUGGGUACUAUGACUAUCAUGAGCCGCUCGAGACUGAAAUCCCCGGGAUCAAUCGAUGCCAAGGAACCGUCAUUCAUCCGCAGUUUUGGCCAUCAAACCUUGAUUACACGAACAAGGAUAUCGUAAUUAUCGGUUCCGGUGCUACGGCCAUCACCCUGCUGCCGUCACUGGCUGAGAAAGCGUCCAGUGUGACCAUGUUGCAACGGUCCCCUAGUUAUGUCCUCUCUGUUCCAAGGGAAGAUACUACCGAGAAAGUGAUUCGUUGGAUCUGUCCCCAGAAGCUAGCAGCCAGUCUCAUUCGAUUUAAAUGGAUCAUCGUGCCCCUCGUGCUGGUGAAUUUCUGUCGUUGGUUCCCUAAUCUCGCGAAGCGAUUAUGUCUCGAUAUCACCCGCAAAGAACUCCCCAGGGAAGUGCCUUUGGAUCCCCAUUUCACGCCUAGAUACAAUCCAUGGGAACAACGAAUGUGCAUGUGCCCGGACGGUGACUUUUUUGAAUGUCUCCGGAAUGGGAGUGGCAGCGUGGUAACCGGUGUGAUUGAGUCCAUUACGGAGAAGAGCAUCCGGCUACAAUCCGGGGCCGAGUUGAAUACCGAUAUCAUCGUCACAGCCACCGGACUGAAGAUGAACAUUGCCGGCGGGAUUCAGAUCACAGUUGACGGAGACUGGUUUUCCAUUCCGGAUCAUUUCAUGUGGAAAUGUACCAUGGUCGAUAGGCUGCCGAAUGUGGUGUUUGCCUUGGGAUAUGUCGAUGCUAGUUGGACCUUGGGUGCUGAUGCAACUGCACAGCUGACAUGUCGGAUAUUGACGCAGAUGAGGGAGGAGGGGUUGAGUAUUGUGUCUCCUCGGUGUGGUGAUGAAGAGCGGAAUGGGAUGCAGGAGCUGCCGUUCCUUAACCUGAACGCUACGUAUGUUAGGAGGGGUGGCUCGGCUUUUCCGAAAGUUGGUGAUAGGCCUCAGUGGGAACCUCGGUCGUACUAUUGGAAGGAUCUUGUAAGGGCUUGGUGGGGGGAUAUACGGACAGGCUUGGAAUGGUCGGAAUGA
Molecule: messenger RNA, 1470 nt
Organism: Aspergillus oryzae RIB40
Lineage: Eukaryota; Fungi; Ascomycota; Eurotiomycetes; Eurotiales; Aspergillaceae
Product: flavin-containing monooxygenase
Exons: 2
Coding region: 1-1470 (489 amino acids)
Source: RefSeq, a predicted model, not a curated record